GUAGGCAAGUAGUACUGUAUGAUGACCUCUAGAUACACCAAAAUUACUAUAAGGAGGUUAUCAUUCACUCACUCUAAAAUCUAAAUCCAGUGACAAGUGGAGGGUUUAAACUAUAACACAUGGCAGCACCACCGAAAACCAGAAAAGUAACUAACUUUUGCUAUUCUUCUCAUCAACAAAGACACCCAUCAAUUCCACUUCUAAUCCUUUCAAACUGUACAGAAUUCUCUGUUUAUUUGGAUCUUCCAUUUUUCAAGCUAAACUAUCGCAGAGGCGCACAGGAAUAGAAUCUUACAGCCACGUCUUCUUUGAGUAUUGAAGUAAAUGGCACAAGCAAAAACAGAAAAGACUUCGAAACUUGCAAAUUAUGAUGCUUACUUUGAGAUGGUCCAGAGCAGAAAGAAGUUGCCCCGUAAUUUACAGGAAACUUUGACUGAUGCAUUUGCAAAAAUUCCAGUUUCAUCCUUCCCUCAAGUCCCAGGAGGCAAAGUGAUUGAAAUAGAUGCGGACACUUCCAUAGGCGACGCUGUCAAGAUUCUUUCUGAAUCCAACAUCCUAUCAGUUCCUGUGAGGAAUCCAGCUGCUCAGAAUAGUAAGGAUUGGCGAGAAAGAUACUUAGGCAUCCUAGAUUACUCAGCUAUUGUUCUUUGGGUCCUGGAGGGCGCAGAUGCAGCAGCGGCUGCCUUAUCAGCAAGUUCGGCAGCAGCGGCAGGAGUUGGAGCAGGUGCUGUUGGUGCUCUUGGAGCACUGGCAUUGGGUGCAACAGGUCCUGCUGCAGUUGCAGGUCUAACAGUGGCUGCAGUCGGUGCAGCUGUGGCAGGUGGAGUGGCUGCAGAUCGAGGAGCAGGAAAGGAUGCUCCAACUGCAGCUGAUAAGUUGGGUGAGGAUUUCUACAAGGUUAUCCUUCAAGAAGAACCCUUUAAGUCGACGAAGGUGAGCUCCAUCAUAAAAUCCUAUCGGUGGGCACCAUUUGUUCCAGUAGCAACAGACAGUUCUAUGUUGAGUGUCUUGCUGCUGCUAUCAAAAUAUAGGAUGCGGAACGUACCGGUGAUUGAAAGAGGAAAUCCAUUCCUUAAGAACUUCAUAACACAAUCGGCUGUUAUACGGGGUCUUGAAGGAUGCAAAGGGAGGGAUUGGUUUGACUGCAUCUCUGCUCAUCCUAUAUCAGAGCUUGGCCUCCCUUACAUGUCCCCUGAUGAGGUUAUUUGCGUUCAAAAUGAUGAACUGAUUUUGGAAGCAUUCAAGAAAAUGAGAGAGAACAAUAUUGGAGGACUUCCAGUUGUAGAAGGGCCAAAGAGGAAGAUAGUUGGCAAUGUGAGCAUAAGAGACAUCAGAUUUUUGUUACUCAAGCCUGAACUCUUCUCCAAUUUCAGGCAGCUGACAGUCACGGGCUUCAUGAACACAGUUGCUUCGGUAACUCAUGAUGCCACAAAGGUCUCUACACCAAUAACAUGCAAGCUUGAUUCAGCUCUUGGUAACGUGAUAGACACUCUUGCAUCCAAGUUGGUUCACAGGAUCUACGUGACAGCUGGGGAAGAUGAUGAAGUCAUUGGCGUAAUUACGCUCAGAGAUGUCAUUUCUUGCUUCAUAUUUGAACCACAAAACUUCUUUGAUAACUACUUUGGAUUUUCUGCGCAAGAAAUGCUAGGGCAAUGAUACUUCUGUUGGUGAAUAAGCAGGAUAUAUGGGGGAUUUCAAAAGAACCAGCACCAGGUCUUUGGCAUAAGAUCAAAGAAACAGUCUCGAGUACCGCUUUAACAUGUACAAGGUGUUCCUUUUAUGCGACUCGUGCAGCAUUAUCGCUUGGUAGUUUUUUGAGUUUUUUUGUUUCUCCAGUUCAUUCAAAUUUCAAGGUCAUUUGGUCUUACUACCUAACUACAAAUAGGGAUCGAUAGUGACAAAUAUAAUAAAAAAUUUCAUUUUUUUUUUAAAUAAUGCUCCACUGUGAUGUUAGAAUA
Messenger RNA from Nicotiana tabacum (common tobacco), 1958 nucleotides. Its product is annotated as SNF1-related protein kinase regulatory subunit gamma-1-like. Lineage: Eukaryota; Viridiplantae; Streptophyta; Magnoliopsida; Solanales; Solanaceae. The record is from RefSeq and is a predicted model, not a curated record.